Fusarium coffeatum is the source of this 714-nucleotide messenger RNA. RefSeq lists its product as uncharacterized. NCBI's taxonomy places the organism in Eukaryota, Fungi, Ascomycota, Sordariomycetes, Hypocreales, Nectriaceae. The coding region runs from base 1 to 714 and encodes 237 amino acids. The transcript has 2 exons. The record is from RefSeq and is a predicted model, not a curated record.
AUGGGCACAAUCUCUAUAAGAAAGUUUAUCCGCUGGCUUCCAGAUGAGCCCUCUGAACUAACAACAACGUUUGUAAUCACAAGCCCCCGACUAAAACGCUUCGUCGAUCUACGCAUCCUUCUACCAGAGGGUGAUUCCAGCUGGACUGGCCAAGAUGAUCCUCUGCCAUUGUCGCGUCUAGACUGGGCCAUAGCCGGCACAACAGUCUCAACCCUCAAACCCGACCCCUCAGGCACUUUGACUUCUCACUCCACAUUCCACCAAUGGAUAUCCUCCCGUGCACUAGGCGACGACUCGGGUUUCAUGUACCCUCAACCCAACGAGCUCACUCUCGAGAAAGGUAGUAUGGUUAAUCCCGACACGGGUAUUGAUACCGAGUACGAAGAGCUCUGGCAUGAUGCCACGCCGACCGCUGUGCCGGGUGAGGGAGCUGUUAGAGCGUUAGUUCUGCAAGUGGAGGAUGAGGAGAAGGAUGUGAGAGGCUGUGUUGUUAGGUUGGGACGGCAUGCGCAGGGGUUGAUUAGAGUCGGUGAGAACAUUGCGCUGGAGAGAUGGGAGUGGACGGAGGGUGGGUGGAAGAGGACUAUCAGGAUGGGCGAUGAGGCGUUGCCCAUUGAGAAGAUCUUGGGUGAGGAGAAUCUGAAGGAGGAGGAUGGUGUUGAUGUUGGUGGGAGGACGUGGAAGGUUAUUGAAGCCAGCGAGAAGGAUGCUUAG